UUAAAGAAGAUAGAGUCUGUGUAUUUUAUGUUUUAACAUGUUAGCGUAUUUUUAUUUUUAUCGAUUUUUCAUCCAUUUAAAACAUUUUUCCCUCCGAAUCAAAGACUUUUAAUCAAGUUGAGAGAACGUUUCUUUUAUGUAUAUUAUAAUACUAUAAUGUUAUAUAUACAUUUUAAAAAUGUAAUAAAUUUAUUCUGUAAAAUAUUGACUAUAGUGGAUAGUAUUCCUAAAUAAUUCCAAUUCUCUGUCAGAUACAGCAGUCAGCCCUGACUUGCGCCAAGGCCAUACUCAUAUGACCAUACUGCUAUGUCAAGUGACCAGCGGUUAUCCACCUAACACGUGUUAUGCAAUGAUGAACGAUAUUUUAUCAUACAUAUAAAAUUACAUGAAAGGAGACACGAAAAUGUCUUGGUUAUUUGGUUUAAACAGGCAAACACCUACCUCAAACAACCCACCACCGUACCCUCCUGCUUCUGGUGGAAAUGAUCAAGGAAAUAACUCUGGUGGCAACUCUGACAGCGAUGGCGCUGGAGUGGAUGACGGUAAAGGGGGAAAGUCACCUGUGUGGGCUAACUUUGAUCCCACAGGUCUUGAACGUGCAGCACAAGCAGCAAGAGAGUUAGAUAGGUCCAAACAUUCUAAAGAUGCCCUGGAUUUGGCCCAAGUUCAAGAGACAACCAAACAAUUAGAAAAACAGGAAAAAAUAAAGGAAUAUGAAUUGGGAAUCAAGCAAAUAGACAUUGAAAGGAUGCGAGCAGAGCAAGAAGAAAGGAGAAAAACCUUGGCAGAAGAAGCAAAACACCAUCAACAAAAAGCACAAUAUCAAGAUCAACUUGCAAGAAAACGUUAUGAAGAUCAGCUAUUGCAACAGCGUAGUGUUAACGAUGAAAACUUAAAGAGGCAGGAAGAAUCUGUGAAGAAACAAGAAGCUUUGCGGAAAAAAACCAUUGAAUAUGAAGCUCAACUGAAACAUGAGAAUGAUAUGAAACGUCUUCAAGCAGAAUUGAAAGGAAAAGCUAAAAUUGAACGUGAAAAUCGAGACAUUCGUUUGGAGCAAAUAAAAGUUGAAGCUUCAGAACGAAGGCAGACAGUACUGGAGUCAAUAAAGACGGCAGGAAGCGUUUUGGGAACUGGUAUCAAUACAUUUAUUUCUGAUUGGGAUCGAGUUACUAGCGCAGCAGCCGGAAUUACUUUGUUUGCGUUGGGUAUAUAUGCUGCUAGACAAGCAACUGGUGUCGUUGGGAGAUAUAUUGAAGCAAGAUUAGGCAAACCUUCAUUAAUUCGCGAAACUUCAAGAUUAACCGUCGUUGGUGCCGUUCGACAUCCAAUAAUGAUGGUAAAAAGAUGGCUUACGAGACCACAAGACACUAUGCAAGGAAUAAUACUACAGUCAUCAUUGGAAAAGAGACUUCAAGAAAUUUCUCGUGCUACAGCGAAUACAAAACGUAAUGGAGGAGUUUAUCGUAAUCUAUUGUUUUAUGGUCCUCCUGGUACCGGAAAGACAAUGUUUGCUAAGAGUUUGGCAAAGCAUUCUGGUAUGGAUUAUGCUAUCAUGACGGGGUGAUAUUGCUCCAAUGGGAAGGAAGGCGUAACGGCAAUACAUAAAGUAUUUGAUUGGUCAUCGAGCAGCAGUAAAGGUGUCUCUUUUGUCGAUGAAGCUGAUGCAUUAAGAAAACGUAGUACGGAAAGUAUCAGUGAAGAUAUGAGAAGUACUCUGAACGCAUUUUUAUACAGAACUGGUGAAGCAUCCAGAAGAUUCAUGCUGGUGCUUGCUAGUAACCAACCAGAUCAGUUUGACUGGGCCAUUAAUGAUCGCUUGGAUGAAAUGGUCAAAUUUACUCUUCCGUCUACAGACGAACGUGAACGAUUGGUGCGAAAAUAUUUUGAGGAAUAUGUUUUAAAUUGUGCCACAAGUGGACGGAAAUCUCGGCGACUUAAAAUUGACAACUUUGAUUUCAACUCUAUAUGUCGAUCGAUUGCUGAAAGAACAGCAGGGCUGUCGGGUCGAGAGAUAGCAAAACUGGCUGUUUCCUGGCAGGCCAGUGCUUUUGGCUCUAAAGAUGGUGUAUUAACAGAAGCCAUGAUGGAAGAGCGUCUACAGGAAUCUAUAGCACAACAUGGACAAAAAGUUGAUUGGCAAAAAGGAGACGUUAUUUCGCUUACGAACCUCAUGAUAAAGGGUUCAAAACCUGUUCCAUAAUUGUUUACCAUUGACAUUGAGAAUGGAGAGAGAAGUAUUCGAUAAUAUGACUGGCACAAUAUUGUGUAACUGUUCACCAAUUGUGCUAACCAAAUAGUGAAUGCAAUGAUAGAGAAAAUUUGUCUGUUAUGUUGUCUAAUUAAAUCAAUAUUCUUUCCA
This is a messenger RNA of Xenia sp. Carnegie-2017, 2359 nucleotides long. Its product is annotated as ATPase family AAA domain-containing protein 3-like. The record is from RefSeq and is a predicted model, not a curated record. Gene Ontology annotation, molecular function: ATP hydrolysis activity; zinc ion binding; ATP binding. Gene Ontology annotation, biological process: mitochondrion organization. Lineage: Eukaryota; Metazoa; Cnidaria; Anthozoa; Malacalcyonacea; Xeniidae. Gene Ontology annotation, cellular component: mitochondrion.